UCUGUUAGAAGAUAUAAGGCGACACACUCACCACGAGGACAUCCUUGAACUUUCCUGUUCGCCACCAUCCAAGAAAAUGUGUUAAGCAUCCACCAGACACCCAGAGACACUUCCAGUCCCCAAAAGAUGCUCCGUAUGUGGAAUAGUUGAUGAGGGCAACCCCUACAAGUGACUUCCUACAGCUACAUUUUUAAGGUAUCACUUCCCUUAAUCAUGAUUUGUGGUUUUAGUCAUUUAUGUCAUUAAAAUGCAAUUCUUAUGAAGGGAAUGUAAUUCUGCUGUAAUUACUACUUACAGCGGAUACAAAUAAUUGUAAUUAAUCAAAAUUAAUUAUUAAUAUACAUUUCUUUUAGUUAAUUUGCUGCAAUAGUAUAAAAUGCAAUUAAUUCUUGUGAUACAACACUGAAUUUUCAGCAUCAUUACUCUAGUGUUCAGUUCAUACAUAUACUGAUUUGCUGCAAGAAGCAUUUCUUAUCAUCGAUGUCAAAAACAGGUGUGCUGCUUUACAUUCUGAAAUAUUUAGUAUGCUUUGAUGAAUAUAAAUCAUACAAAUGAAUAAACCCUUACUGCGUAAUUGCACUUUUUCUGUGAAGACAUAAGUUAGAGUUACGAGGAAAAUAAUUGUACACGUAUCAACCACAAGUGAGUGUUUUUAAUCAGAAUAUUACUCACAAUUCACCGGGAUUCAACUGUUGAACACGAAGACGUCUGUGGUUUGUGGUUGGAAAGAAACGCUCGGCUGUGGUCGAUGCACACCUCUAUAAAAACAGCUUCACUUGCUUCUGAGGAGCCCAUCUGAACCGCGAUUCUGAAAGCUUUGUCUUCACAUCGGUUAGAGACCUUCUGCUAAGAUGCUCCGCAACAUCUUGCUUGUCGGCUUUCUUGUAAGCGCAGUCUGUGCAGCUCAUUGGGAAAUUCGUGAGGUGGACUCCGCUGAGGACCAAGAUGAAGGGAUCUCGGCUGACGUCACGCCCAAGCAGCAAAUCGGCGUUUGCAGUAUUUGCAAAAGUGUCAUGAAGGCGGUGAAAAAGAAACUCUCUGCUAAUGCUGAUGCGGAGGAAGUCAAAACCAAGCUGAACAACACCUGUGAAAAAAUGAAGUUGCUGAGCGGCCCAUGCAAGAAAUUAGUUAAGAAGUAUCUGCACUCUAUAGUUGAUGAGCUGAUGACGGAUGACGGGCCAAAGACCAUCUGUACUAAAAUUCAUGUCUGCAAGCCAAAACUACCACUAAAGGAGUUCAUUUUUAUGCGUGAUCGAUUGGCGAUUGACGAUGACGAUUUUGAAUGAUCAGUGGUUGUUUUGAAAGCAUUACGGUAAUAAAAUAUACGAAUAAAGCAA
Puntigrus tetrazona (Sumatra barb) is the source of this 1337-nucleotide messenger RNA. Its product is annotated as antimicrobial peptide NK-lysin-like. NCBI's taxonomy places the organism in Eukaryota, Metazoa, Chordata, Actinopteri, Cypriniformes, Cyprinidae. Bases 852 to 1286 code for a protein of 144 amino acids. The transcript is spliced from 5 exons. Gene Ontology annotation, biological process: defense response to bacterium; lipid metabolic process. The record is from RefSeq and is a predicted model, not a curated record.